AUGUCUUUCACCUCAACCGCCACUGGUGUUGCCCCCACCAGCCUAAACCUCAAUAUGUUUGAGAAGAUUGAUGAGAAGAAACCAAAGUCUCCCUCUGUUCUCACAGACGAUGAGGAUAUCUUCUCCUUGGACAUGGUCACUAUGGACAUGGAAUUUGACCAGGCCUACCUGAUGUACACCCAGAUGCAGCAGAAACAUGCCCUUUCAGGUGUGGAACAGCUCCAGAGAGCCAAGCAGAGCCAGGAGCAGCAUCACCAGCAACAUCAUCAUCAUCAUCAACAACAACCACAACAGCAGCAGCAACUGACUCAUGAGAACCAGCACAACCAGCACAACCAGCACAAUCAGCAACAAGUGUAUGGAUUCUACCCUGAGCUCAACGACUACGACAGCGUUCCAGGUCUCCCGCUUCUCCUGCCACCAAGCGAAUCGAAAGGUCUCUUUGACGGGCAGAAGACUGCCAACCCCUUGACCAAGGAAGACAACAUGGACCACUUCUUCCUCAACACUGAGCUGAAUGCGUUGGAAAAGUUCUUGGACAACUUGGCCCUGUCUUCAGGUAACCCCUUGGAGCUAUACAACAACCACCAGGCUCCUCCCCUGCCUUCCUUGUACAAUCAGCCCAUGCACACGAUGGACCCGCUCAGGAAGCCUGAAACCCGUGAUGUUCCCGACUUUGUCAAGAAGGAAAUCACUGACGCUUUUAGACACCCACCUGUGCAGAGCUUGAAGAGCUUUGGUUCUGAGCAGUCCCAGUCCCAGUCCCAGUCCCAGUCCCAGUCCCAGUCCCAGUUGCCUACGCCGCUUGACUCGAGACAGCUGCUGGCUCUGGAGAAGCGUACGCUGACUCAGCUGGAGCUCGAUUCUCCACCAUGGCUGCCAUCUAGCAAGAAGAGAAGAAAGAGCUCGACCAGACCGCUCCUCACUUUGGAGCAGAAGAGAUUGAACCACUCCCACUCGGAGCAGAAGAGACGUCUCUUGUGCAAGCAGGCUUACGAGAGAUGUCUUCGCUUGAUCACCAACGUUGACGACUACAAGAAUGACUUGGUUUCUGCAUCUGCCGUGACCCUGCUGAAGAAGAAGAGCAAAAGAAAGCAGAUCAACAAGGACGGCUUGCCCAACUUGUCGAAGCACACGGCGUUGUUGAAGGUGAGUGGCGAGAUCAUGAAGAUCAGUGGCAAGAACGAAGAGUUGAGAAAACUCUUAGCACAGUAUUGA
This is a messenger RNA of Candidozyma duobushaemuli, 1218 nucleotides long. RefSeq names its product Ino2p (gene INO2). The coding region runs from base 1 to 1218 and encodes 405 amino acids. Lineage: Eukaryota; Fungi; Ascomycota; Pichiomycetes; Serinales; Metschnikowiaceae. The record is from RefSeq and is a predicted model, not a curated record. The transcript has a single exon.